GAUUCGUUGUAUGAUCCCCGUUGUCUUCCUCGUCCGAAAACCCUAACUCAUCCUAAUUCUUUUUGUCCGAGCUACGUCCCUUCUCUCUCGAUCUAUGGGAAAGAGAAGGGAGCGCCGCCUUGCGGCGAUGAUGGCGGCGAGCCGCAGAGUAAAGCUCGAUCUCUUCACUGAGCCCUCUGGAGAGAUGGUGGGCAAUUCUUUACAUGAUGAAGUAGGAGGGGAUCUUGAUAAGGACCACCAUGAGGUCCCCAGUUCACCAUCUUCUUCAGGUGGGUUCCAUCAAUUUAUCUUAAAGGACUAUGUAGAGAGGAUAUGCCUGCAAAGCAUAUUUUUGGUGGAAAUUUGGAAAUAUUGUACACGCUUGUUGUAUGCACCAAAUAUCUGGUUCUGAGACUGUAGGGUGGCUGAAGAACAUGCAUUAGUCGUUUCAGAUCGGGCUGCCACUGGGAAAAUUGAAUGACUCCCUACCUGUCAUUAUCCUCUGGCAGCAUCUAGAUGUGGAGGUCAGAAGCAGGAAAAUCCUUUGUUGCUACUUGAACAAUAUAGCGAUGAUGAAUUGGAAGAUGACACAAGUGAACAACCAACACAUACUGCUGAGGCGAGUGUAUCAACUGGUCCUGAAGUCCAGGGUCAGGAGAGUGUAGGUGCAAGUGGGAUUGCUGGAAGCAAACCUGAUAACGCAGAUGCUACUGGUGACAUCAAAGAUGAUGACCAGUUGGAUCACAUCAACAAUGUCGACUCAAAUGAUACCAAAGAAAGUGAUGUUGCUUUAGCAGCUUCUCAAUAUACUGAAGCUGAUCCGGCUAGUCAAACUGUUCUUGAUGCUUCUGGAAUGCAAAUCGUCGGUGAUCUUACUGGAAAUUGGAAGGUUGUCAUGCAUGGGCAGAGCAACCAAUAUUAUUAUUGGAAUACUGUGACAGGAGAGACUUCAUGGGAGAUACCUAGCGGAAUGGAAGUUUCAAUAAGUGGAGUAGAUCUUUCUUCCACUGUUGGAGGACAAGUGGCUUAUCCUGUUCUUAUGCAUGCAAAUAAUGCAGCUCCUGAGAUGCAUGGAAUUACUAAUUUGGUCCCCACAAGCAUGGAGGCCUAUGGAACUGUGGAGUUGGAUAAAGAGAAUGGAAAGCGAUCAGGCAAUGCCUUUUUGGACUUUUCAAAGACUUCAGGAGAAGAUCUCUCAAUCUAUGAAGUGAAGCAUGCUACAGAAACUACCGCAUGCUAUGAAACAACAGAUAUUCAUUCUGCUGAGCUUGUUAAAUAUGGUCAAAGUUUAUUGCAAAGAUUGAAAGCAGUGAAGGGUUCUCUUAAUGGACAUGAAUGGAUGGAGAAGGAAAUUGAGUUUAGAAUAUCUGAUUGCAGAGCACUUUCCUCGUAUGGGUUAUCGCUGCUUCCAUUUUGGUGGCAUACUGAAACACAGCUCAAACAGCUUGAAUCUGUGAUUUCCAGGGAAGAAGCUUCUUUUGUAGCUGAGAAAAGCAUUUUGCUUUGCGUAGGAGCAGCAUCUGAAGUGGUUGAGAAGAUCAAUGGUGAAAAUCACCAGUCAGUUCUUGAUACUGCUGCAACAGUAGUACAAACUGAUGAGCAUAUGCCUGAGAUUGAAGGAACCAUUAUUAAGGGAUUUUCUUCUGGUUUAACCAGUAAGAAUUUGGGAACAGAUACAGAAGUUGAAGGUGUGCAGCCAGUGUCAAAUGUUGAGUCACAUACCGAGGAUGUGGAUAUGGAUGUUGAGAUGGAGGUUGAUGAUGAAACCAUUACAGUCCACACUGCUGCUCAAUAUUCAUCAACCACCGAAUGUCCAGCUUCAGUGGAACCAGCAAUCCUGACAAACACAUCUUCAGUGGUCUCCACUUCAGUUCCUGCAGAUGAGCCAAGCAUUCCACCACCUCCAGAUGAGGAGUGGAUUCCUCCACCACCUCCUGAUAGUGAACUGAUUCCUCCUCCUCCUCCAGAAGACCCACCAUUACCAUCAUAUCCUCCACCUUAUGCUGAAGCCAUACCUCCACCUUUCCAAGAUCAAUAUAGCUUGGGUUAUGCUGUUCCAUCUUAUGAGUAUUAUGCUCCUGCAGUGAGUGAGGUCACAAGCGUCAGCUAUUAUGUGCAUGCUGAUGGAUCUCAUAUUUCUGAAACUGUGCAACCAUCAUACUAUGAGCCAGUAGUUUCGAGUUCUUAUCCUGAAUUGGUUGCUGAUGUCCAGUCAGUUGAACCGAUAACAUAUUAUGGCAUUUCUGGUGGAGCUGUCCCUCAUGUACCUGUAGUCACUGUCACAGGAUCAUCUGGGUAUUAUGUUGAAUCAGGGCCUGUCAGCUAUAAUGAUGGUGUUUCUGUACUGGAUCAAGCAAGUUCUGUUGGGUAUACCAUGGAGUCUGUGAAUAGUGUUUUGCCUCCAGUUAAGCAUGAAUCUGAUGUUGCUGCAGUUUCCAAAGAGCCUGACAAGGGCAGUGUGCAAGUGACUUCAAAUGCGUCUUCCAUGCAACUUGCUAGUAAUGCUUCUUUGAAUGGGAGUACGACAGUUGCAACUUCCGCUGCCACCAAGAGUAAAUCCAGAGUUCUGCGUGGGAAGAAGCGCACGGUUGCUGUCGCCCCAACUUUGAGGUCUAAUAAGAAGGUCUCCAGUCUGGUGGAUAAGUGGAAGGCUGCAAAAGAGGAACUGCAUGGAGAAGAGGAUGAAGAACCGGAAGAUGCUCUUGAAAUUUUGGAAAAGAAACGCCAAAAGGAAAUAGAGGAAUGGCGUGCACGUCAGAUUGCAAGUGGCGAAGCUCAAGAUAAUGCAAAUUUUCUUCCUUUAGGUGGUGAUUGGCGUGAACGAGUGAAACGGAGGAGAGCAGAAGCCAAGACUGGCCCAGGCGAAACUGUUCCUGGAGCAGCUGUGAAUGAGAAAAAACAACCUGAUUUAGCAGAACUCUCCAGAAGUCUUCCUCCUGGUUGGCAGGCUUAUUGGGAUGAAUCGUCAAAGGAAGUCUAUUAUGGAAAUAGCAGCACCUCGGAAACAACCUGGACUAAGCCAGCAAGAUAAAAUACACAGUUACUGACUUUUAGGGUUUUGCAUGUCAGGGUUGUAACAACCAAAUGUACUCGGUCCAGCAUUCUGA
This is a messenger RNA of Musa acuminata subsp. malaccensis (wild Malaysian banana), 3086 nucleotides long. RefSeq lists its product as uncharacterized. The record is from RefSeq and is a predicted model, not a curated record. Lineage: Eukaryota; Viridiplantae; Streptophyta; Magnoliopsida; Zingiberales; Musaceae. Gene Ontology annotation, molecular function: protein binding.